AUGCGAGGUGUAUGGACGCCAGGCUUGUGGUGCCACGCGCACGUAUACCAUGGUUCGAUAGGAUCCCUGCAUCCUUCAUUGCUUCGAUGUGCUGUGCGAUCUAUUCAUACCCGUCGUAAGCCGAUCACUAUACCUGAGUCGAUCAAGCUUUCGAUCCUGGACUUCCCACCGCAACCGAGGCCGACACGACCACUAUCUGCACUCAUGCGUCGGGCAAAGACCCUCGUCUUCAAUGGGCCGAAGGGCGAGGUUGUCGUGCCAUUGCAUCAUUUUGUCAACAUGGUCUGGGCCGAUAACCCCGAGACCAAACAACGCAAUGUGACAUUUGCCGUGGAAAAUGAGGACAUCAAGUUACAACGAGGAAUUUGGGGCUUGACUCGCGCACUGUGUGCAAAUGCUAUCAAGGGUGCCCAGGAUGGCCAUGAGGUCACGCUUCGCCUCGUCGGUGUUGGUUAUCGUGCGAGUAUUGAGCCUGAUCCUUUGCCUCGCAAGCAUCCACUUGAGGUUGAGCUGGAGCGUGGUCGUGGUCAUUGGUAUGCAGCCGAGCAAAAGCAGACUGAGAUUGAUCGCGUGAAGCGCCUCAUUGAAGCAUCCGGUCCAAAUCAGCGUCUUCAUUUGCGUCUUGGAUAUUCGCACCCUGUUUUGGUCCCGAUUCCGUAUGGAGUUCAGGCUGAAACUCCCUCACCUACAACCAUUAAGCUCUCAAGCGCAAAUAAGGAGCUACUUGGUCAGUUCGCUCAGAGUGUGCGCCAGUUCCGAAAGCCGGAACCGUACAAAGGCAAAGGUGUCUUUAUCAAUGAUGAGCAGAUUAAGCUCAAGACACCCAAAAAGAAGUAA
This is a messenger RNA of Malassezia globosa CBS 7966, 837 nucleotides long. RefSeq lists its product as uncharacterized. The record is from RefSeq and is a predicted model, not a curated record. Gene Ontology annotation, molecular function: rRNA binding; structural constituent of ribosome. The coding region runs from base 1 to 837 and encodes 278 amino acids. Gene Ontology annotation, cellular component: mitochondrial large ribosomal subunit; ribosome. The transcript has a single exon. Gene Ontology annotation, biological process: translation. Lineage: Eukaryota; Fungi; Basidiomycota; Malasseziomycetes; Malasseziales; Malasseziaceae.